Silurus meridionalis is the source of this 1287-nucleotide messenger RNA. Its product is annotated as transmembrane protein 255B. The record is from RefSeq and is a predicted model, not a curated record. Lineage: Eukaryota; Metazoa; Chordata; Actinopteri; Siluriformes; Siluridae.
UGUUGAACAGUAACAGUACACCUCGGGGUAGUGAACGCACCCCGCACUCAGCAGCACUACACCUGCAUGAGGAGCUUCGAGAAGCGGCGCAGCUUCGGUUUUUCCUCUAAAACUCGGUAGUCGGGAAAGAAAACGAAUCCGUUUCGGAUCAUUGGAAAUCGUCGUCUUUCUGUUUUUUGCUUGUAAAAACGUAAGAAAGAUGCAGCAGCCCUCCGUAACCGCGAGCGCAGACGCAGACGCUGCAGAGCAGUACUCAAAGAGACGCUGUACGGCGAUGUGGAGCACUGUGGCCCUACACACACUCUCUGUCAUCAUCCUGCUCAUCGGCCUCCUGGCUGCUACUCGCACCGGAAACGUGGCAGUGGCUGGUUACUACUCAGGCAUCAUUCUGAGCUUUGGGACAUUCUUAGCCAUCGUUGGGCUCAAUGUGGUGGAGAACCGCAGACCUAUGUUGGUGGCCUCCAUCAUUUUCAUUAGCCUGGGUGUGAUCUCCUGCUUCUUCUGCGCCAUCGUGGACGGCAUCAUUGCUGCCGAGUACAUCGACAGAAGACCAUUAAUGGAAGGAAGGUGCGAGUUCUACGCCAGCAGCACAGGUUAUGCCUUUGACAACUACUACAAUGAGGUUGUGUGUCAGAACUAUAACCAAGACUGCAAGAUCAAGGUGAAGACCAACACCUGUUACUGCUGCGAUUUAUACAAUUGUGAGAGCCCAGGUUACCACAGCCACUACUUUGAGUUUACUGGUGUGAGUAGUUGCUGGGACGUGGUGCACCUGCACAGGCUGCUGUGGUCUGACGUAGUGCUCAAUGCUGGAGUUUUCCUGGGAAUCAUUACUGCUGCCAUACUGGGAGCUUUUAAGGACUUGGUUCCAGCUGUUCAGCCGCAGAUGUCUCCCAGGCCAGCUCCUCCACCACACAUCCUCUAUAAUCCCACUCAGCAUAUGGUCACUUACGCAGGGUUCUGCCCAUCCGGACAAGCGCUGCCUGCUUACCCCAAUUACCCAGUGCCCAUGCAGCACCUCAACAGUUACUCAGCAGCCAGCCCUUCUCCGCACAGCCCUGAGGUACCUGUGACCCCUCUGGAUGAGAGCCAGUCUCCUACCCAGCCCAGCAAUACCAACCCUUCAGUUCCAUCCCAGUCCUCCUGUCCAGAAACCUCAGGCUAUAUGCUCACUCCAAAUGCCCCGUCACUCUAUCAACACUCAUUAGGACCCUUCGAAAAGCCUCCACCCUAUGCCUGCUGAAGGACUUUCACUACAUUCUUCCGAAAUAAAAAAGAACGCAAACA